Messenger RNA from Cucumis melo (muskmelon), 955 nucleotides. RefSeq names its product RPM1-interacting protein 4-like. The transcript has 3 exons. Bases 129 to 800 code for a protein of 223 amino acids. The record is from RefSeq and is a predicted model, not a curated record. NCBI's taxonomy places the organism in Eukaryota, Viridiplantae, Streptophyta, Magnoliopsida, Cucurbitales, Cucurbitaceae.
ACAAAAAACUUCCAAUACCUCCUUACUCCUCCAUCUUCUUUUCUUCUCUAACAAUACAAAUUCUUCCAUACUCCGCCGUUCCCGUCAUUGCCGUUGCCGCCGCAGCAACCAAGGAGCUGCCACAGCUCAUGGCAGGGACAAAGUCGUCAUCUCACGUUCCGAAAUUCGGUAAUUGGGAUUCCGAUGACGUGCCGUACACCAUCUUUUUCGAAAACGCCCGUGAACUCCAAGCCGCCGGCGUCACUUUCGAUCCCAACGAUCCCGACACCUACCCGCCGGCCGUCUUCGCAAACCAAAAUUCAAUCCCAGCCGACCACCACCGUCAUCACGAUGGCGAAGACUCCCACCAGCGCCGCGAGAUUGUAAACUCCGGAUCGGAGAAAUUGAGCAGUGAGAGAAGCGAUUCGGAUUACGCGCUUCUGAAGGCGAAACAGAGUGGGAGGAAGAAGAAAAAUAGCAAUGGAGCGGAAGGAAUGAGUAGAUUUUCUCCGACGACGGUAGACGGAAAGGGUAAUCGGAACCCUAGGGUUCGGCGGAAUAAUGAGGGGGAAAUGAUGGCAUCGGUGCCGAAAUUUGGGAGCUGGGAUGUGAGGGAUCCGAAAUCGGGAGAUGGUUAUACGGCGAUAUUCAAUAAAGUGAAGAUAGAGAAGCAAAUUGGAGGUUCUAAUAAUCCUCAGACCGUUCCGCCAUUGAUGAAUCAAACCAAGCAACCAAUGACUCAAACUACUGUUGCUAAAACUUCUACUCAAGGAUCCACUUCAUUUGUUUCCAAGAUAUGCUGUUGUUUAGGUCCAAAUUAGUGAAGCACAUCAUCACUGCUCCAAGAAUAGACUCAAAACGAUGCAUCCAUAUUGCUGAUUUUUCCACUUUUAUAAAAUCUAAUCUAUAUCCCUUCUUCUUGUAUUUUGAUUAAAUAUCAAUAAUAAUUAUACUUAGCUUAAAUUAUAAAUAAAAA